AAUCGCUGAAUUACCUAACACUGAUGUUGCAACCAUGGCACAUAAAUUGCUCUUUCUUCAGUUAAUAAUAUUUAUUAUCUCGUCGAGUUUAAUAACUACAUAAAUAAAUAAAUAGCUAACGAAAAAAAUCAAUUUAUACCUAUAGUUUAUGACUCAAUUUAAUGUGCUAAAAAGUUUUAUUUUUAAUUUGUGCAAAAAAAAUGUGUGGUUAUGUGUAUUUUUGUAUGACGGUACUCAUGUAGGUGAUGAACUAUCAUUAUUAUUAUUCACCUAUAUAUAACUUUGUGAUUAAAAAAAAACAACAAAUCACCUUAUAAGUAUGCAGAUUGUGUUCAACAAAAAAAAAAAAGAAGAAAAUUGAAUGUUGAUCAUGUCCGUCAUUAUUUUUUCAAUGACACCAUUUACAAUUACAUGUUGACCAACAAUGAGAGAUUUUAGCUGAUGAUGUUUACCUUGAUUCUAGCAAAUUCAAUCUUGAAUAAAGUAACAAUAUGUAUUAGAUAGACUAAUAAAUUUAAGUUACUAUGAGAAAUAUUGUUGUAUUUGACAAUAAAUUGUCUGAAUUAAAAUAUGACAUUGUCAAUGGAGAGAAAAAAAAGUUCAACAGUCAGUUAUACACCUGGCAAAGAUGAUUAUAAUAAUGAAAAUGAUGAUGAGAUUCAUAUGUCCUUGGCACCGUACAUACAAACAUAUUUGGCAAGUAAUGGGCAUGGUGGUGGUUGUUGUGGUAUUGAUUUACCAGUACCAUUUGAAAGAGCAGCACCAAGAUCUUGGUGGAAUCCAAAAUUUGAUUCUGAAAUACUUGAAGAACAAUACAAAAUAAGUGCAUUUCCACAACUUAGAUUAAGAUUUAGAUAUGCACUAUUUUAUAUUUUACUGAUAUCAUUAACUUGGCUAAUUUAUUUUAUUUACAAUAAUACCAUUGAAAAUGAUACAAGCAUAUGGCCAAAUGGAAUACUUGGAGGUAUAUUUAUUUUUACAUUACUCAUACUUUAUUUAACGUAUACAAAAUAUUAUCGUCGUUAUAUAUUUGUAACAUCAUUAUCAAUGGCAGUAAUACUUGGUAUAUUAUCAUUAUUAUUAUUGUCAUUAACACCAUCAGAUACAUAUGGAUUAACACUUGUUGGUCAUUUUUCAUUAUUUGCUGAAAUUCAAUUGUUAAUUUAUACGGUUAUACCAAUGCCACUUUAUGCUUGUGUUGUACUUUGUACAUUAUAUUCAAUUAUAUUUGAAUUACAAACGUAUCAAUUGAAACAGCAUCAAUCAUCAUUAAUUAUCAACAAUAAUAAUAUUGAUAUUGAUAAUAGUAUAUAUUUUUUGAAUAUUGAAAAAAGCUUAAUAAUUCGUAUAUUAAUGCAUAUAUCAAUUCAUAUAAUUGGUAUUCAUAUAUUGAUAAUGACAUUUGUAAGAAUGCGUGGUACAUUUAUGAAAGUUGGACAAUCAUUAUUGGUACGUCGUCAAUUAGAAAUGGAAAAACAAUUAAAAGAAAAAAUGAUACAUUCAGUUAUGCCACCAAAAGUUGCUGAUUGGUUGAUGGAAGAAAGUGAACGUGAACGUGAACGUGAAGAUUCAUUAAAAAAAGGUUCAAUACCAUCAAAUAAUACUGAUUUACGUUCAUUAUUUCGUCCAUUUAAUAUGCAUUCAAUGGAAGAUGUUAGUAUAUUAUUUGCUGAUAUUGUUGGUUUUACUAAAAUGAGUUCAAAUAAAACAGCUGAAGAACUUGUUGCAAUAUUAAAUGAUUUAUUUGAAAGAUUUGAUGAUUUAUGUGAGCAUCAUGGUUGUGAAAAAAUAUCAACACUUGGUGAUUGUUAUUAUUGUGUAUCUGGUUGUCCAGAGCCAAGAUCUGAUCAUGCAAAAUGUUGUGUUGAAAUGGGUUUAGCUAUGAUUGAAGCAAUUAAACAAUUUGAUAUUGAAAGAAGAGAGGGUGUUAAUAUGAGAGUUGGUGUACAUACUGGUACUGUACUUUGUGGUAUUGUUGGUACAAAAAGAUUUAAAUUUGAUGUAUGGUCAAAUGAUGUUACACUUGCAAAUAAACUUGAAAGUACUGGUAAACCAGGACGUGUACAUUUAAGUGAAAAAACAUUAAGUUUUCUUGAUGAUGAAUAUUUAACUGAAGAUGGUGAUAUGAUAAAAGGUGUUAAAACAUUUUUUAUAAAAUCAAAAAAAAUUGAUUUAGUUAAUGAAUUUAUAACAAAUGUUAAUACUGCUAAAUCAAGUAUAUCACCAUUAAUGAUAUCAAGAAACCGUUUAAAUUCAUGCAAUAAUCAAGGUAAAAUACGUCCUCAUUAUCUUUAUAUGAUGACAAAUACAAAUAAUUAUAAAGUCAAAGCAAAUUCUUUACCAAGUAUAUUAGACAGUGAAAAUGAUGAAGACAUGGAAGAAGAAGAUGAGGAAGAGGAUGAUGAAGAAGGUGGUGGUGAUGAUGAUGUUGAAGAAAACGGAAAAAAUAAAGAAAUAAUUAAAAAAGUUGAUAUAAAUGAGACAAAAGAGAUUGAAAAUACUAAAGAAAAGAAAAAAAAGAAAAAAAAAAAAGAAUCAAAUAAAAGUCCAUUGUCAACAGCAAGUUGUGAAAAUAAAAAACUCAGAGGAAAACCAUGGAGAUAUUUAAAGAGACAAAAGACCACUGAGACAAUGUCACCCACAGAUAUUUAUUCAAUAAAACAAGAGAAUACUGCUAAUGUCAAAGAGACAAAUGAUAUAAAUAAAUAUCUCGAACAAAAUGGGACACAACAAUCAGUUUAUUGUGUUGAAAUGGAUCCAAAUCCAGUGCCAUCAAGUCCCUUACUGCCAAGAGAUGAUAGUCUUAGUCAUACGUCAUCAAUUUGCAGUAGAAAAGAUUCUGGAAUACGUAGUAAUAGUAGAAGAAGUAGUAUACAACAACAAUUAUAUUUAAUGAAUGGUAUGACACAAGAAAAUUUAUUGAGUCAACGUGUAAGUGGUUAUUACACAUCAAAUUCAACAUUAAAUUCAAAUCAAGAACCAUCAUCGUCAGCAGCAACAAUAAAUGGUACGGGUACAAUAUCAACAGCAUCACCAACAUAUACAUAUCCACAUCCAUAUCCACCAACAGUUGCUGAUACAUUUGGUGCUUGUUUUCAUAAAUUACGUAAACAAUCAGAUUUACAAUUAAUACGUUGUGUACAAGAUAAUGUUACAUCACAAAGAUCGUAUUUUGUUAAACCACCAUUAUCAAGAAUAACAUUAUUUUUUAAAAAUAAUGAUAUGGAAAAAGAAUAUCGUGAAAAUGCUCAUAAAGCUAGUGAAAAUAUUGGUGGUAAUCCACCAACACUAGCAACAUCAAGAUUUAAUACAUAUUUUGAUAUUUUAGUAUCAGCAUUAGUUUAUUCAUCAAUAACAAUAUCAUUAUUUUUACUUUGUCAAUCAAAUAAACCAACAUAUUAUUUUUUAAUAUUUUGUGGUAUUGCAACAGCAAUACAAGUAUUUGUUGUUGCAUUAUGUAUAAGACAACUUGUUGAUCCAAACUCAAUUUAUGCAUUUUAUACACAAAAAAUUUUUAAAUUUUUUACAAAAUGGUAUCCUUGGCAUGCAUGUGGUGCAAUUCUAGUUGCAUUACCAGUUAUAUCAAUUCUUAUGAAUCUUGGCUGUAAUAAUACAAUAACAAAUCAUAAUAUUAAUAAUGAUAUUGAUUAUUAUUAUUGUUAUUUGAUAUUUGUUGGUUUAGUACAUUUUUGUAAUUUUACACAAUUAAAUUGUUGGAUGAAAAAUUUUUUAGUUACAAUAACAGCAAUAUUAUUUAUUAUUUUACUUACAACAAGUGUCAUUAACUCGCCAUUAUACUUAUCAAAUAAUAAUGUCAAUAAUAUUAAUAAUAAUAUAAAAUUAAAUAAUGAAUCUCACAAUGAUAUUGAAAAUAAUAUCAAUGGGAUUAUUCCUAUUGAUUUAAAUGUGCCAUUUAAUUUAAAAAAUAAUACAACGAAAAUGGCUAUUAAUAGUAAUAAUAAUACAAAUACAAAUACAAAUUUAACAAAUAAUAGUGAUAAAAAAGCAUACAACGAAAGUUUUUAUAAAAAAGAAUUAUUUAUUGAUAUUUUUUUAUUACUUGUACUUGUGUGGCUUUUAAAUCGUGAAUUUGAAAUAAGUUAUCGUUUAAGUUUUCAUGGUAAUGCUGUUGCAGCGCGAGAUAAAAGUCGUGUACAAUCAAUGAAAAAUCAAGCUGAUUGGUUAUUGCAUAAUAUUAUACCAAAAUAUGUUGCUGAUCAAUUAAAAACAACAGCAAAAUAUUCACAAAAUCAUAAAUCAGUUGGUAUAAUAUUUGCAAGUAUUGUUAAUUUUAAUGAAUUAUAUGAUGAAUCAUAUCUUGGUGGUAAAGAAUAUUUACGUGUAUUAAAUGAAUUAAUUGGUGAUUUUGAUGAAUUAUUAGAAAAAAAUGAAUUUUCAAAUGUUGAAAAAAUUAAAACAAUUGGUAGUACAUUUAUGGCAGCAAGUGGAUUAAAUCCACAAGUUAGAAAUAAAUGUAAAAAUGAAUAUACUCAUAUAUAUCAACUUAUUGAUUUUGCUGUUGCAAUGCAAAAAGUUAUAUUUGAUUUUAAUCGUGAUCUUCUUGGUUUUCAAUUAAUAUUGAGAAUUGGCUUUAAUUAUGGUGAUGUAACUGCUGGUGUUAUUGGUUCAACAAAAUUAUAUUAUGAUAUUUGGGGUGAUGCAGUUAAUAUUGCAUCAAGAAUGGAUUCAACUGGUGUUGCUGGAAGAAUUCAAUUAGCCAGUAAUUGUAUUGAUAUUCUUAGUGAUAAAUAUGAAUUUGAACCACGUGGACAAGUUUAUGUUAAAGGCAAAGAUAAUAUGAAUGUAUUUUUAUUAACUGGUAAAAAAAAUAUUUAAUGCUAGAUUUUAUUUUCUUUUUUUAUUUUUUAAUAAAAUAUAUAUUUUAUUGAAUAUGAAAAAAAACAAAAAACAAAAAUCAAGUAUAUCAAAAUAAUAAAUAAAUCGCUAUAUACUUGUAUAUUGGUAAUGCUUGUUUAAAUUGUAUUUAUUAAAUUUUUUUUUUUUUCGUCUUUUCUUGCCAAAAAAUAAAAACAGCUUUCCAAUUAUUAUUAUUAUUAUUACUAUUAUUUUUAUUAUUAUUAUUAAGUGCAAACUUUUAACAAGAAUGUUAUACAUAUUAAUGUAAUUAUUUGUUUUUUGUUUUAUGUACAUUAUGUUGCACAAGUGCUCAAGAAAAUACCCAAUAAUUUAAAAAAAGAAAAAUAUUAAAUAUCUUAUAAAUUUUAUAUUAAUAUAUAAAAAGUUAUUCGCAGUUGUUGAUAUUUAUAAAUGAUGAAAAACUACACAUAUAUAAUAAAAGCUGAGGAGCAAAAAAAAAUUUUUUGUUAAUCAGCAAAACAUUCCAAUUAUUUCAUAAAUAAAUAUUUACAAAAAAAAAAAAACAAACAAAUUAAGAUGAUGAAAAGGGGUGCCAUAUGUAUAAAUAAAUUUCAAAAAAGAAAAAAAAAAAAACCACAACAACAACGAAUAAAGUGCCUGUAUGCAAAAAAAAAAAAAAAAAAAAAAUUAUAUGAUAUAUGUUUUGAAUGUAUACACGCAAAUUAAUAUUGUAAUAAUAAUUGUAUCAUUGUUUGUUAAAAAUAAUGAAAUAUUUUCCAUCAUUAUUUGAUGAGAAAAAUUUCUGUAUAUUGAAUGGAUCUUUGUGUCGAAUCUCCAAAUACGAUUUCAAUAAUGGUGUUUUUAUUAUUGUGUGUUUGACUAUAAAAAUAGCAAUGAAUUGAUAUUAUAUUGAUGUAAAAUCUGUCAGGUACAGUUGAAACAAACUCAGGGUUAAAUAUGCUUUUGAAGAAACCCCUCCCAGAUAUUUAACUACAGAAAUAAAUAAAUAAAAAAAUUGACUUGGAUGUUUAAUAUUAUUCAGACAAAUUUAUUCUUUUAAUGAUUUGAAAAU
Molecule: messenger RNA, 5890 nt
Organism: Aphidius gifuensis
Lineage: Eukaryota; Metazoa; Arthropoda; Insecta; Hymenoptera; Braconidae
Gene: Ac13E
Product: adenylate cyclase type 9
Exons: 4
Coding region: 571-4836 (1421 amino acids)
Biological process (GO): intracellular signal transduction; cyclic nucleotide biosynthetic process; adenylate cyclase-activating G protein-coupled receptor signaling pathway
Molecular function (GO): adenylate cyclase activity
Source: RefSeq, a predicted model, not a curated record